Cherax quadricarinatus is the source of this 5034-nucleotide messenger RNA. Lineage: Eukaryota; Metazoa; Arthropoda; Malacostraca; Decapoda; Parastacidae. The record is from RefSeq and is a predicted model, not a curated record.
CCCAGAUGGAGGAACUGGGUGAUUCGUGGCAUCUUCACCUGGCUCAUGAUUGGCCUCUUCUGCUUGAUCAUAUAUGUGGGUCCACUGGCCCUCAUGUUCACAGUAAAAAUGGUGCAAGUGUGGUGCUUCAAGGGGGUCAAAAACAUUGGGGUUUCCCAGUUUUACCGAAAAGCAUGGGCUCUCCUGGUUUUAGAUUCUCUUCCCGCGUAUUUUUUCUUUUUCAAACGGACCAUGCGGUGGUUGAUUGCUUAUCACCGCUUUACAUUUUUUACGAUGUAUAUUUUUGGGCUUUUUUGGUUUGUGCUCCCCCUCAAAAAGCGGUUUACAUGCGCGUUUUCUCUUUUGCCUGGCACUGUUGCUCUCGAUUGGGUGCCCCAGAGUUACCUUUUAUAUAACUUUUUCCCGGAGAUCGGGUUCUUUGAAAACUUCUCCAUGAUUGUCUCAAGUGUCUGGCCAAUUGUGAAUAUUGAGUUAUGUAUUUGUUUGGAGAUUACAGUGUUUUCUUGUGUAAUUACUGUAACUUCUUCAUUGAGUACAUUCCUUGUAGUAUUUCUCAUUGAACAGCUGUCGUAUGUGAUGUGCCAGUAUCCAUUCUUUGUGUGUCCAGUGGAGUACAGUGAAUCUGAAGAUAACUUUAAUUACACCUGUGAUCCAUCUCCAAUAUUCAGACCUCAGGAAUACAGCUUACCUGAGACUCUGGCUAACUUAUCAGCUUUGCUUGGUGGAACAGAAUUCUUCCUCCGUAAACCAUGCGUGUUCCAUGCUAGUGGCACCUCUCUUUUUCAUAGUGGGAUUGGUCCUUUUGGGGGUUUCUUUGCUAUUUGGUUUUAAAGGGAAGCUUUUAAAAAAUUAAAGGACUUUGGUGAUGUGAUUCCUGGUCACGGUGGAAUGAUGGACCGCUUUGAUUGCCAGUACUUAAUGGCCACCUUCGUCAAUGUCUACAUUAUGACGUUCAUCUUGGAAACCUCUCCACAGAAGCUUCUGCAAAAGGUUUAUAUGUUGAAACCAGAACAACAGCUUCAGCUUUACAAUAUGUUGCAAGAUUCCCUUAUUGCACGUGGAAUAUUGCAGCCUUGAGGUGCCCCAUGGGGAUAUUGUGAUGUACGUGUAAGUACUCAGUGUAUAUUAAAUUAUGUCGGCCAAAGUAGCAUAACACUGGUUAUAUUUAUUAAUUUUCUGUGAAGAAACAGAUAAGUGAGCAUUAAAAUGUUAUAAAAGAAUGUAGAGCAGGGAAGGCUGCUGCAGUUAGGCUUGUUGUCUCAGAUGUGUACAAGAGUGGCAUUAAGACAGCUGCUCAUUGAGAUCCUCACAACACAGGUGGUGACUUCAUGACCUGGAGAUUUUUUAACCGGAUAAAGCACAGAUGUCACAAGCUUAAUCAGUAUUACAGUCCUAUAAAAAGUUAUGUCAUGGAAUGGUUUGAUGUGAUUAUGAGGCAGAGACUAUACAGUGAAGACAUAAGACAGUGUGGUGAUUUGAAAGAUAUAAUUCAAGAAGCUAGAGUGGGGUUAUUGAGAAGGCUUGGUUAUGCCGACUUGCUGAAGGUGCAGGGAGCAUCCCAGGAUGGAAUGAAAGGAGUGUAUGAUGAUACAUUUUAGAAGUACUAUCAAGGUAAUAUUUGUGCAGGGAUUCAACGAAACCUGUUUUCCAGAGAUGCCUAAGUACGGUGUUUGUACUGUGAAGGAAUGGUGCAACUCGGUGGCUCAUUGAAUUGUGAUGACCUUUUACUUUUGAAUAAAUUACUUUCAAGUGAUUGAUGGAGAAUGUUUUCUUCUUUGGGUUAUCCUGCCUUAGUGAGAAAAUAACUGUUAUCAUUAUUAGAGGCAAGUAGUAGUUCAUAUAAUCACUACUAAUAUAUAUAUAGUGUGUAGUAAGGGAUAGUGAAGUGUAAAUUGACAUUAUCAUUUUCUUUUUUUUUUUGUAACUAGGAAAACUUGUUUAACUCAUUCAUUAACAUAAACUGUCUUAUGUCACUCUUAACAGCAUGGAAAGAAAAUUACUACUGCAGUUGCCUUAAAAUAUGGUCUUCUUCCCAAGUUUUGUAAAAUAUUGGUAAUACAGUAUAGAUUAUAGUUUUGUUCAAUUAUAAGCCCUGAAGCCAUGCUGUGUAGUAAUUAUAGGUUUCCUCCAGCAGUUGACUUGCUUAUCUACAACAUAUUCUGCAUAUGUAUUUGGCCAUCAGUAUAUAAUGAGUCAUAACAUUAUCCUUCAAAUUAAAUAUUUUUCUACAUGAAAGAGAAGUUAUGCAGCAUUGUAACCUAACCUGUUUGAAUAAGGUAGUUUAUUAUCUAGACUACUAAUUGGGCCAUGGUAUGGCAAGGUUUACUACCUUAUAUCCACUAAUAAGGAAGUACAUCUGUAAUCUACAUCUACUAUUUCUUGAUACGAUAAGUCCAGAAGUUGCUUGAUGUUUGGACCUACUAACUCAUCCUAAGAUGUAAUUGUUUAGCUAGACUACCAUAAGUUAGCCGAUUAUAAAAUUAUUUAAUACAACCCUGUGUUUUCACUAGAUGUUAAGAGAAAGCAGAGCUUAGUGACUCUCCCAGUGUAGGAUGGAGCAGUGUGGCUUCCUUACUGUCUAUAUUACCUUGACAAAAUUGAUCACACGGAUUACUGCUGUCUUCUGACAAAUGUUAUACCUGGGGCACUCAGUGGUAGGCUGGUGGUAGUCUUGGUCAAUAUAUUGUGUGUGGGUACAAACAUGGAAAUAAAUGUAUCAAACUUAAUGUAAAAAAAAUAAAAAUAUUUAAUUUUAUAUAACUUGGCUAUAAAAUAUUUAUUUGUUUUGCUUCAUUUAAGAGUUUAUAAACAAGCGAUGAUUUAUUUUGUGCAACUAUUUUAUUUAUGAAUUUCUGCCACAAUUAUUUGUUUACCUGCCUGUAUCUCUGUGUGUAAAUAUCCUUCCUUUGUAAUUUUAUUGUUCUUUCAUGGCUUUUCAUAUAAAUACACAUGAAUGAUAAAUAAUAAGUCAUAGACAUAUUAUAUAUUUUCACCACAGAUAUGUGGAAGUGUAUUUUUUACUUUCAGCUUUUUUCUUGAGUUAGUGACUAAGUCUCUUUACUGGUCACGUUCUCUUCAUGAUGUUUUAGUAUUAGUACUUGUAAAUAAAAUAUUUCUUUGCUUAUAAAAUAUUUUAAAUUUGUUUGAUAUUUAAAUAUCAUAAAAAUAUAAGGUUAGUAAAUAAUAGUCACGGUCUCCACAAAAUUAAGUUUGUAAAGUUUUGUGACAUGUUGUUUGGGAAUUUAUGUAGGUUGAUUUUAAGUUAAAGAAUUUUAUGAAGUUCAGUGAUGGACUGUAUACAAGAGUACCUCGGUACUCAAAUUUAAUUUGUUCCAGAAGGCUGUUUGAGUGCCAAUCUGUUCGAGUACUGAACAAAUUUUUCCCAACCAAUUUUCUUUUGGUUGGCUGUUAUCACUAAUCUUCUUAGGCCCCAUGGUGACUUAUUUAUACAAAUAUAAAAAAACACCAAAAAAUGUGAAUAAACACAAAAGUCUGCAGCAAAGUUCUGGCAGGUCAUGGGCCGAGCAAACGGUUGACUACCAAGUGAUUUUUUUACCGAACAAAGCGUUCGAAUACCGAAUUGUUAGAGUAGGGUGCUGUUUGAGUACUGAGGUUCCACUGUACUAAGUAUAUGAGUUAAGUAUGUAAUCAUGUGUGUGUGUGUGUGUGUGUGUGUGUGUGAUCCUAGCUCUGUAUUGUGGGAAAGACCAGGAGCCAGGUGUGACUUAUGGCUUUGUGUACCACUGAUAGGCUCACUCCUGUCACCUUCACUCUGACUCCACUGCCUGCCUGCCCUACAUAUAUAGCCCUGCUACCCAAGAACAGAGUUUUGCAUGUCAGGGGCUGCAUGUUUAUUUACCUCCCUUAAAAUAUUUGUUUUUAGUAAUGUAAAUGACCUGCUAUUUUAGUACCUAGUCUGCUUCUACAAACCUUUGAGUGUGUGAUGUGAGAAAUGGAUUUUGCCAUAUUGUGGAAGUUAUCACUAAUAUUUGCAGUGUUUCAUGUUUUGUAUAAUCCAUUGCAAUUGUAUUCUGGUCAGAUUUUUUAGUUAACCCUUUGAUUUUUAAUUAAAACCUUUAACUACUUGAUGUUCAGGCAUGAAGAUUGGCAUUGUGUCAAUGCAACCAUAGUUAGUGUGUUGCAGCAUAUUGGACAAAACAUUUAUCCUAGUUGGUAUUCCACUUUUAAUUAAAGUUCUGACCCAGCAAUAGUAUGGUUUAUACAUAUAUUUACCAUGGCAUAUUAAACUGAACAUUCCAUUUUUAUAAAUAACUUAAUCAAAGUUAUACUUUUCUGUUAAAUCCAUAAAAAGUACAGUUUUUUAUUCACAGUAUGAGCAUUUAGUAGGCUGAUCUUCACAAUAUAAUCAUUCCAUUGUUUGAACUUAUUUAUGGAAACAAUAUUUUAAUAUAUGUUUAUAUAAAUAUGACAAUUUUAAAACCAUGUAUUAAUUUUGUGUAUAAAUUGUAUUUAGUUUUUGUGAUAUUUUCUUUUAACAUUGAUCUCUGGAUUAUGAAUAAGAUAGUUACAUUUUGGAUCUUCUAUUUUUAAAAAGAUUAAUAUCCAAAAACUUCAUAUUGAGGGAAACGUAGAGUAAUACAAUAACCAUUAUCCUUUUUUGGUUGGUGCUUAUGUGAUGACCUUGUAGCUCAGUUGUUCUUCGAGCUCUCAACCAAAAGUACCUGGGUUGAACCCUACACAGGUGAAAUGUAUGCUUCUCCUGUUACAUAGCAACAGAUAUCUAGAAGUUAGCAAAUUUUUGUGGGUUGCAUCCUGGAGAAAGACCUAGAAAAAAGGCCCCAGUAGAAAUAAGCCACUCUGCUUGGGUUACUAUGGUUAUUAAUCCUCAGGGUAACUAAUCCGAACUUCAACUCGCUCGCAAACCUUGUAACCAUGCUUUUUUCAUAUUCUAAUAAGGAAAAAGGUUAAACUCAAGACUACUGUAAUCUUAAAGCUGUUGCUGUAGUAUAAGAUUGUCUAGUGUGGUGGCUAAAUGUAAAGAUUGAUAUAGACAAUACAAUAAUUUUAGAAUCA